AUGAACAGUCGUCCAGCCACUCCAGCCCAGAAAAAUGCCACAGCCACAAUGCACUGUAGCUGCGAAGACGGACACCCAAACAAAGUGAAUCCUGCAGUGACUGUGGCUCUCUUGGCCACCCGUAAGGUGGAUGUGUUGAGGGCUGUGGUGUAUCUGGUGGCUCAGUGUUUGGGUGGGAUCCUCGCGACCGGCCUCAUGUACCUCUCACUGCCUCUGAAGUCAACCGCACAGAACUACAUCAACAAGGUCCCAGUGGAGAUGAACGCAGGUCAAGCUCUUGGAAUGGAGAUGCUUGCUACAUUUCUCCUGGGUUUCACUGUAUUUUCUGUGGAAGAUCAACGCAGGAGAGAAAUAAAUGAACCUGGAAACUUAGCCAUUGGUCUUGCUGUAACUACUGCGAUCUUUAUAGCUGGGAGAUUUUCUGGUGCCAGCUUGAAUCCUGCUCGCUCCCUUGGUCCUGCUAUAAUACUGGGAUAUUGGGAACAUCACUGGGUGUACUGGAUCGGGCCAAUAUUAGGUGCAGUCCUGGCUGGAGUCUCUCAUGAGUUUAUUUUCGCCCCCAGCGCAUCCAGGCAGAAGCUGGUGGCGUGUUUGACCUGUAAGGACAUUGAGAUUGUGGAGACGGCCAGCGUGUCUCGAUCAUCUCUGUCCACCGUCACACAGAGUGCCAUGAGACACAAACAAAACAACAAGCUGGAGCAUAGCUGA
Danio aesculapii is the source of this 708-nucleotide messenger RNA. RefSeq names its product aquaporin-4. Gene Ontology annotation, cellular component: plasma membrane. Bases 1 to 708 code for a protein of 235 amino acids. The record is from RefSeq and is a predicted model, not a curated record. Gene Ontology annotation, molecular function: water channel activity. Lineage: Eukaryota; Metazoa; Chordata; Actinopteri; Cypriniformes; Danionidae. The transcript has 5 exons. Gene Ontology annotation, biological process: transmembrane transport.